AUGCAAACUUCUAUUGAUUUGCCUUCUCCUUUGGGGAUUGUCCAGACUUCUUCUAUAACAAGCACUGGGAAAAUAUUGGGUCCAGAUUAUGAAAACAAUUUAAAGAGAGCAGCAAAAAGGAGUGAAGAAGAUAAGCUAUUUCGGAAGUAAAAUUAAAUGAAUGAUGCUGAUGAAUUUGAAGCAAUGGAAGUUUAAAAUGGUGAUUAGACAUCCCUAAUAUAUUAUUACAAGGCUUUGAAAUUGGAUAAAGAAAUAUAACAAAACGAAAAUGAGAUCAUCAAUAUUGUGCAGAAUAGGCCAAAAUUAGGGAUGAUAGAGGGGAGUUUAAUGAAGAAAAGUCCACAUUGGUUUUAGGGCUAUUCAUAGAGAAACUGUAUAUUAAGAAAUAGAGUAUUUAGAUAUUAUAAUGUUGAAAAUAAGAAACUCUAAGGAGUUUUAAAUUUUGAUGUUUAGUCAUUUCAAUUAUAAGAAAUAUAGGAUAAAAAUGGAAAUACAUUGGAAUUUAUUUUAAAACCAGUGGGUUAAACUUAAAAGGUAUUCUAGUUCAAGGGGGGAACUAUAGAACAAACGAAAACGUGGGUUUAAUUAAUAAAAUAACAUCUGUAAGAUUCUAUAGGUGCAUUGAAGGUGUUGAUGUCACUUAGUUAAUAUGAACGUUUUUGGAGAUUUGAACGCAUUUCAUCAUUGUAGAUAAUGGAAGAUGCUGAUGAUGGAGACAUUUUGUUGUUUUAAGGGAAAGACAUCAAUUGCCACAUUCAAAGAUCAUUGACAUAGUCUAAUUUUGAUCACAUUGGAAUUUUGAUUCGUUUGAGUGAAAACUAAUUGUAUUUGUUCGAAGCUUUGCCCUUACAUGGAGUGGGUCUAUGCCGUUGGAGUAAGUUUGUUAUGUGUAAGUGGAAUUACCUAUAUCAUAAAAUUAUAUAUAGAAAAUUAUAAAUCAAUAGAGAUGAGAACUUUAGGUCUAGAAUACAUGAAUUUGUCACUGAGAACAUUGGUAAAUAAUAUUCGUUUAAUCCAACCAAACUAUUUAAAUUCAAGUCUACGAUGCUUUAAGAUCCAUAGCAAUAAUAAACAAGAACGUUUUUCUCUUCUGAACUCGUAGCUGCUUGCUAUAAGUUUGUAAAUCUUUUGUCAAAAGAGGUUUCCUCAACUUAAUAUUGGCCAGGUUCCUUUUCUUAAGAAAAUCAGAAGUUAUCUCUUCAGUAUGGGAGUUUAAGCGAAGAAUAUAUAAUAGAUUUUGAGGGUGAAUGA
Molecule: messenger RNA, 1251 nt
Organism: Paramecium tetraurelia
Lineage: Eukaryota; Ciliophora; Oligohymenophorea; Peniculida; Parameciidae
Exons: 4
Source: RefSeq, a predicted model, not a curated record